AUGUCACUCAAACCUAUCGGCGGCGGUAUCCAUCGAGGGCUAUCGCAGUCCCGAGAUAAGCGGCGGCCGAGUAAAAACCGUAAUCAGCUGAGGGCACAGCGAGGUUAUCUUCCGCCGGCAGUCGAGCACCGGCGGUGCUGCAACCCUUUCGGAAAAAAACUCAACAGCACCACAUUGGACACUCAUCGUCGUAGAUUAGGUCUUCGGCGAGAGUGCGUGUCGUUCGCGCACUUUGGCACCAUAUGGCGGCCAUCCGCUCCCACCGGCCGCCUCAGGACCCGCGAACAAACGCUAAUUGUUCUAGCCAUCGCCCGCUUUGUCCUUCCCAAUGGCGCGAGUGACUCCGGCACGCCUUAUUACCAUCGCAAUAAGGGCUAUAUUUUCGGGCAGGUAUCCGUCGACCACAGGCCGGUGCCAGAUGGUCUGCCGGACGCUCCGUUGUAUUGGAAGUGUCAAAAUCGCCAUUAUAUUGGGCUGAUGCCACACCGAUACCGGGGCGCUGAUUGGCACCGGUUCAAAUCGGACGCGGGACACGUACGGGCCACGUUGGUGCGGCUGACUUGUUUAUUUGUGUGCUUAUAUCCGUGCAGUCACACCUGGCGUUUCUUGGGCACUGACGCU
This is a messenger RNA of Iphiclides podalirius (scarce swallowtail), 621 nucleotides long. The record is from the annotation of a GenBank genome assembly. NCBI's taxonomy places the organism in Eukaryota, Metazoa, Arthropoda, Insecta, Lepidoptera, Papilionidae.